Molecule: messenger RNA, 597 nt
Organism: Vicia villosa (hairy vetch)
Lineage: Eukaryota; Viridiplantae; Streptophyta; Magnoliopsida; Fabales; Fabaceae
Exons: 1
Coding region: 1-597 (198 amino acids)
Source: RefSeq, a predicted model, not a curated record
AUGCCGUGGUGUGGAGAGGAAAGGCGUACGGUUUUGAGCUUUUCGGUAGCCUCGUGUUACGAUUACUUUAGACGGGUUCGGACACCUCAUGGUCCUUUUGACAAAAAUCAUGUGGCGUUUGGAUUCCUUUGGAAAUCGGAGGUUCCUUAUAAAGUGAAGGCGUUUGGUUGGAGACUUUUUCGAAAUAGACUCCCUACUUUAGAUCUCUUGUUGAGAAGACGUUUGGCUAUUCCCGCGGAUAGCUUAAAUUGUAUUCUUUGUGACAAUGGUGAGGAGAAUUCGAGGCACUUCUUUUUUUCUUGCGAGGUGGUUAAGAAGGUGUGGUUGGAGCUGUUUUGGGUGGGAAAAAAGGAGUCGAAUGAGGAAGAUUGUAAAGGUAAUUUCUUGGAUUGGCAUAAUUUUUUCCGAUCGAAGAAAGUGAAAAAAGGGAAGGAGGGGAUGAUUUGGCUUGCUUGUUGUUGGACUCUUUGGAUCCUUAGGAACAGUGUUCGUUUUCGGAAGGAUAAAUGGAGUGUUAACGAUAUUGUUUGGAAUAUUAAGUUUUUGGCUUGGAAGUGGAUGUUUUGCGGUAAAAUUACUCAUCCCAAUUUCUCAUAA